UGUAUACAACAGAGAAGAGAUCAACAACACUGAUUCAUAAUUAUGAUCAUGAAGCAACUCAGCCUCUAUCUCUUGAUGGUCGUAGUCAUCAGCUAUAGUGCAAGAGCACAGAAAACAGCAACACUGCCCACAACACGAGGCAGUGAACUAGGUCAUGAAACACCACCAAUAACAAUGCCAACAACAGAACUAACAGAUGCACCAACACUACCAGCAGCUACUGUUACCAGGAGUGAGCACUAUCACAUUGUGCCAGUGGAUUCAACCGAUUUGUGUCAUGACUAUCGAAAUGGAACUUGUUUUACUCUCGAGCAGCUUGCUCAAACAGACCUGUUAUCUGGUGGAGACAAUCUCACCUUGAGCUUUCUACCUGGAGAUCAUGUGCUAACUGAGCAGCUAUUUAUUCGUAACUUCUCACAUGCGCAUAUUACCGGCCGAAACACAAGUACAACUGUAGUCAGAUUUAACAGCAAUGGUGAGAUAUGUUUUGUUAGUACUACUGAAUUAUAUAUUGAACACUUGGGUUUCGUUGGAGCGAAGGUUGCACCACAAAACUCAUAUCAAGGUUUGAUCAUUGACGGUGCCCACAAUGUCUAUAUCAAUCACUGUACCUUUAUGGACUUUGAAUUACUCAAUCCGGCAGAGACCCUACCAGUAGUGAAGAUUACUAAUACUCAAACUGCAACGAUUGAGAGCACUCUCUUUGUGAAUACGAACAACACUGGUCGGGCACUGCACAUUGAGGCUGAUGAUGUGUACAUAACAAAUAGCAAAUUCAGUAGAAAUGAUGGAGGUGCAGUUGACAUUCAAUCACACAACGCAUUGAUCAAAAACACGGAGUUCAACUACAACAGUGCUGUGACUGGAGGAGCAGUUAGAGUGGUAUCUGGUACUGUAGUGAUCUUUUGGUGUAACUUCACAAAUAACAAAGCUGUUCGAUUAGGUGGAGCGAUUUGUAUUGAAUCAGGCAGUAAUGUGUCUUUUUGCAACAGUGAGCUGACAAACAACAAUGCUGAUGGUGGUGGAGCGAUUUUUGUUUACUCAGGUAGUAGUGUGUCUAUCUCCAACAGCACACUGUCAAACAACAAUGCUAGUACUGGUGGUGGAGGAGCAAUUUUUGUUUACUCAGGUAAUAGUGUGUCCAUCUCCAACAGCACACUGGAAAACAACAAUGCUGGUGCUGGUGGAACAAUUUUUGUUUACGCAGGUAGUAGUUUGUCCAUAUCCAACAGCACACUGACAAACAACAGAGCUGGCGAGGGUGGAGCAAUUUAUGUUUACCCAUUUAGUAUACCCAUUUCCAACAGCGGGGCGAUUGGUGUUCAAUUGGCCAAUGUAUCCAUCUCCAACAGCACACUUUCAAAUAACAGAGCUUCAAGAGGUGGAGCGAUUCAAAUUACCGGAUCAGGUAGCUUGAAUAAUUCAGCCAGUGUGUCCAUCUCCGGCAGCAUACUGACAAACAACAGAGCUAAAUUUGAUGGUGGAGCGAUUAGUGUUAACUCAGGCAAUAUGUACAUCUCCAACAGCACACUGUCAAAUAAUAGUGCUUCAACGGGUGGAGCGAUUAGAGUUUCCACAAGUAGUGCGUCCAUCUCCAACAGUGAGCUGACAAAUAACAUUGCUGACUAUGGUAGAGCAACUAGUGCAGCUGUUGACUUAGACGAUAGUGUGAUCAGUACGCAUACAAACAACAGAGGUAAUAAAGGUGGAGUAAUUGAAGUUUUACAAACAGCCACCUUGAUCAUCAACAACACUAACAUUACUAAUAACAAUGCCAUGGUCAGUUUUAACAUUUUGCAGUCUCAUGUGAAAUUCACUGGAUCGAAUAUUGUCAGCAAUAACAAUGGCCCUGUCUAUGCUUUCAUUAGUCGAGUUGAGUUUAAUGGACCUACAACACUUAGUAACAAUCAUGGUGUGUUUGGUGGAGCUAUCAGCAUUAUCCAGAGUCAAAUGUACAUUAACACAAAAGGAGUGGUCAUCACCAACAACAUGGCUACCUACGGAGGAGGGAUAUUUCUGAGAGAGAGUACACUCUUUGUAAAUGAAUCACUAAAAAUCGAUCACAACACAGCACACCAGGAUGGUGGAGGAAUCUAUGCAUAUUCUAGCAGAGUUGAGUUCCAAUCUGUGCUAAUGCAGGAUCCAGAUGGUAGACCGAUUCCUCCAAAUAAACCAAGUGAGAUUGAUGACAACAUUGCUACGAAUGGUGGAGGUAUUUAUGCAAUUGCUACAACCAUUACACUUACUCAAUCAUACGUCACCAUUGACACAAAUACAGCAACUGCUAAAGGUGGUGGAGUGUAUCUAGAGCACAGUUCGAAACUGUACCUAUUUAAACUAGACCCUGAAAGUUUACCGAUCAUGCCUCAGCAUCAAUUGUAUAAUGUCAAGUUACUGAUUAACAACAACUCGGCUCAGUACGGAGGGGGGAUAUUUGUGGCAGAUGACACUGAGAGUAGUACUUGUAGAGGAGGGGCCACCACCACUAAUGAUACUCAGACUAUUCUUGCUGACUGCUUCAUUCAAACAAUUCAACUGUACGAGUACAGCUUUAAUCUAAACUAUUUCAACACAUUCAUGACUAAAAACACAGCUAUCAUCCAGCCAGGAGCAGAUAUCUAUGGAGGUCUGUUGGACAGGUGUACAGCAAGUCAAAAUGCUGAAUAUGACAAUUCUGCAAAUGCAUUGGAAUACAUAAACAACACCAUAAAGUCCUCCACCAAAUUAUCGAUCUCUUCUUGGCCUGUUCAAAUACAUUUUUGCAGUGAUGACUAUAUUUCUACAAAAAAGGGACACACAUUUAAAAUCAGUGUUAUGGCUGUUGACCAAGUUGGAAAUGCAAUGAGUGCCACAAUUCACAGUUCUGUUGUCAGUAAGAGUGGUGUUGGUCGUCUCAAAGAAGGACAGACAGAACAGGAAGUUGGCAAUCAGUGCACAGAAUUAAAGUACAAUGUAUUCUCGCAAGACAGCUCUGCUCAAGUGGCACUCUAUGCCGAGGGUCCAUGCAACAAUUCGGGAAUUUCAAGAAAACUUAUUAAUAUUUCUUUUGAACUCUGCACAUGCCCUAUUGGACUCAAGCCAAUUCAGUCCGAUAUUGAGUGCCGGUGUGACUGUGAUCCAGACUUGCUACCAUAUCAGAUAAAAAAGUGCUCUAAGAAAAAUGGGACUAUUAAACUCGAAAAUAAUAACAACAUAUGGAUAGAAUUCAUAAAUACUACCAACGGAACAGGAUAUGUUAUUAGCAACUGUACAUUUGACUAUUGUGUAGAAAGGCCCGUCACCAUCAGUCUGAGCAGUCCUGACGAACAGUGUGCCUACAAUCGAAGUGGUGUCUUAUGUGGAGAAUGUGAACCAGGACUCAGUCUUGUGUUGGCUACGUCAAGAUGUAAAGAAUGCUCUGAUCUUUACCUUCUUCUACUAAUACCAUUUGCGCUGGCUGGUAUAUUGCUAGUUGCUUUACUUUUUGUGCUGAACAUUACUGUAGCAACUGGAAAGAUUCAUGGCCUCAUCUUCUAUGCUAACAUACUAGCAGCUAAUAGGUCAAUUUUCUUACCUAAUUUAAGCAAUUUUUUAACAGUUUUCGUAUCAUGGGUGAAUCUUGACUUGGGUAUUGAGACAUGCUUUUACAAUGGAAUGAGCUCUCAAUCGAAAGUGCUCCUUCAACUUGUCUUUCCAGCUUACAUGUUUCUUCUGAUGUUGUUAAUAAUACUUUUGAGCAAGUACUGUGACUCAUUUGCAAAGCUCCUCUCCAACAGGAACCCAGUUGCUGCCCUAGGCACACUUGUCCUACUCUCUUAUUCCAAACUCUUACAGUUUAUCAUUGCUGCACUACAAAACAGGGUCUUGGAUUAUCCUGAUGGUUCAACCAACAGUGUUUGGUUGUAUGAUGGCAAUGUGCAAUACUUCACUACCAAACACAUCCCUCGGUUUGUUGCUGCUGCCAUAAUCCUCAUUGUGGGUGGAUUGUUCACUAUACUGCUCAUUUUUGGACAAUGGUUUCCGCACUGUUCAAAAGUUAUGAAAUGGACCAAGAACACAAAGUACAUUGGCUUCAUGGAUACAUACCAUGCUCCAUUCACUCCCAAGCAUCGCUACUGGGUGGGACUGCUCCUCUUUGCUCUGAUCCUCCAUAAUCUAGUAGUUUCCAUGACUUCAAACACGUCUUUCGCUAUACUAUCAUCUGGGGUUCUAUCAGUUGGACUGAUUGUUUGGAAACUAUUGAAUAAUCGUUUGUAUAACAACACAAUCUGUGGUUCCCUUGAAACUCUCUAUCUACUCAAUGUUGCUAUUCUAUCAAAUGGCGCCUUCAUUGUCAAAGAUACCACGAAAGAUCAGUCAACACUAGCCAAUACAUCGAUGGCUAUAUCAUUCACUCUAUUUGUAAUAACACUCUGCUAUCAUUUUCACCAAUUCGUACUCAAGAAGAGUAACACAUGGCUGAGGAUAGAGGACAUCUUAAGCAACUUAAGAGCUAGUGUUGCAGACAUGAAACUCCGACGAGCCAACAAUAUUCGAGAAAUGUAUCAUCCGGUAGUCAAUGAAAGUGAUAUAGUAGAUGAUUAUGAACAAAGAGACCCAGUGGACCCACCUUACCCUGAUGGAGUCAUGGAAGAAGCUGACCCUGAUCGUUACAUCACUCCUCCCAUCAUCAGACCAGCCACGAGGCCGGACCAGCUGAGACUCUCCUACAUGGAUGAGCUAGCCCCCGUCACCACAGAGGACUACAGACCUGCCCCUCCCCCUACAAGAGUCAACCAUUGUCCUGUUGUUUCAUGCACACAAAUCGGCCACAUACGUAAUGAAGUGUGAACUGUGUUAUUUAGAUAUAUAAUAGUUUGACACUGUUUAGGAAGUUUCUAGAAGCCCAAAGGGCUGGUUGUAGUAUCCCGAACGUAGUGAGAGUUCUACUAGCCCUGAGGGCUUCUAUAAAUCAAGUGGCUAAACAGUGUCUAUAGAUCAUAGCAACCAUGAGUAUCUAGCCAUUGAAUGUUCUUAUCUAAUUUUUGAUACAUGAUUUUCUAAGUUGGAUAGAACACUUCCUUUAGCCAAUCAGAUUGCAGUAUAUAUGGCAAGCAUGAUCUAAGUAUAAUUAUGGUAUACUUUGUAUAGACAAUUCCUAAUUGCAUGUAGUUUUAUUGUUUGUUUUUACCGUCGA
Messenger RNA from Halichondria panicea, 5155 nucleotides. RefSeq lists its product as uncharacterized. The record is from RefSeq and is a predicted model, not a curated record. NCBI's taxonomy places the organism in Eukaryota, Metazoa, Porifera, Demospongiae, Suberitida, Halichondriidae. The transcript has 3 exons. The coding region runs from base 43 to 4809 and encodes 1588 amino acids.